Molecule: messenger RNA, 5305 nt
Organism: Ricinus communis (castor bean)
Lineage: Eukaryota; Viridiplantae; Streptophyta; Magnoliopsida; Malpighiales; Euphorbiaceae
Product: alpha-glucan water dikinase 2
Biological process (GO): phosphorylation
Molecular function (GO): ATP binding; kinase activity
Source: RefSeq, a predicted model, not a curated record
UGAAAACCCUAAUUCUAACUCUGUAUUUAAAAUCUUUCUUGUCUUUGGCCCUUUGUUAUCAAGGAAUUGUAAAUUGACAGUUAAUGAAACUAAUUAGUGGCUCAUUUUAGCAAGAUUUUUAGACUGUAAAACUCUUAAAGAAAAGAAAGGAAAGAAGGUCGAAGAAACGAUUUUUGAUGUGAACUUAACUUAUGUGGUACAUGUUCAAAUAGUAUUUCCAUAUUUAAUUUGCGGUUUUUUUAUAUCUUUUAUACUUUUGAUGUAUAAGCACAAGCAGCUGUUGUUAUGGCAUCCUCCAAGACUCCUCGGGUUAAACAUUUCCAGCUCGUGGAUGGGAUGCAAUUUCAGAUAAAUGUGUCAGGUUCUUUGAAAGGUCGCAAUGUGAGAAUUGAACUUCAGCUCAAGAACUGUACAAGGACUUGGAUUCUUCACUGGGGAUGUGUUUUUCAUGGAAACCCCAAUUGGUUUAUCCCUACCGGUCAAUCUUCAGGAACAUCUUAUAAGCAAGGUGCAUUAGAGACACCAUUUACAAAGAGUGGAGAAUUUUAUGUAGUUAAUAUUGAGUUGCGGGAUCCUACUCUUCAUGCUAUAGAAUUUGUUCUCAAAGAUGGCGGCUCCAAUAGAUGGAUGAGAUUGAACAAUGGUAAUUUCCGAGUUGAUCUACCUGAUCAUGAUGAAAAUACUAUCCAUCCACCUGUACCGAAGGAUCUGAUACAACACAAGGCAUAUCUAAUCUGGGAAAGCAAAGGCAGACCAGUGAGGACUCCAGAACAACAAAAGCAAGAUUAUGAUGAUGCUGUGAGAGAGCUCCAAAAUCAGCUGAUUAGAGGAACUUCGUUGAAUGACGUACAGAGUAGUUGCAUAUCUGCAAGUACCAAUACCAAAGCACUCGCUGAUAGUAGGGAGCAAUCUAGUUGUGUACAUUCCUCAUACUGUAGAAGACAUGAUGUGGACCACUGGUUGCAUAAGCAUUCUGUGGGCCAUGAAAGAAGCACCAAUAUGCCAUUUUCGGCUUUUAUGGAUCUUGUAGAGAGAACUACUGGAGGAGAUAAAAUAGUUACAGGGCAAAAUCAUCACGUCAGUAACUAUGAGAUAGUGGUCCUCAAUAAGGUCAUUAAGGGUGACAAUCACACAUUGGUAGCUGUGAACUCGAAAGGCACUAUUGUUCUUCAUUGGGGUGUGUCAAAGUUAUCACCAGGGGAAUGGUUGGCUCCGCCAUCAGACAUAUUGCCUGAAAGAUCAACGCUGCUUGCUUAUGCAUGUCAAACUUAUUUCACAGAAAUAUCAACAGGGAAAGGAUCAUUUCAGCUUGUAGAUAUCAAUUUGCAGCAAAGAAGUUUUUUGGGUGUCCAAUUUGUGAUCUGGACAGGUGGAUCUUGGAUAAAAGAUAAUGGGGCAAAUUUUGUUGUUCUCCUCAAGUCAAACAAUCCAAGUGAUAAGGUUGAUGGGGAUGGAAAGCAAAUUGUCAAAUGGUUACUUGAUGAAAUAUAUCGCAGAGAAAUUGAGGCUGAAAGGUCAUUGAUGCUCAGGUUCAAUAUUGCAACGGAAUUGAUGGAGCGUUGUAAAUUUGAAGGGGAAUCAGGCCUUAUAGGCAUAUUGGUGUGGUUGAGGUUCAUGGCAUGUAGGCAUCUCAUGUGGAACAAAAACUACAAUGUGAAACCUCGUGAAAUCAGUGAAGCUCAGGAUAAGUUCACCAAUUUACUUCAAAAGAUAUACUUGAGCCAGCCAAACAAUAGAGAAAUUAUGAGACUAAUAAUGCUAUGUGUUGGACGUGGAGGUCAGGGUGAUGUUGGGCAGAGAAUCCGCGAUGAAAUACUUGUGAUUCAGAGAAAUAAUGAUUGCAAGACUGGCAUGAUGGAGGAGUGGCAUCAAAAGUUGCACAAUAACAGUAGCCCAGAUGAUGUGAUAAUUUGUGAGGCACUUUUAAAUUAUAUAAGAUGUGGCUUUAGAGCUGAUGCUUAUUGGCAAACACUAAAUGCAAAUGGUCUGACAAAAGAAAUGCUUGCAAGUUAUGACCGUCCAAUUGUGUCGGAGCCUCAUUUCAAUACUGCUGCUAAAGAAGGUCUCACACGUGACCUCACAUUGUACUUGAGGACAUUAAAGGCUGUUCAUUCAGGUGCUGACCUUGAAUCUGCCAUUGAAACUUGUUUGGGUCCUUCUUCUAAGGGUGACAAUUUCACAAGUUCAGGCAGAGUUACUUCUGUUGGUGUCGGUGAGUUGUCACUAAAAUUGAGGGAGAAUUUGAGCUUUGUCAGAGCGCACCUAGCUGAUUCAAGAAUCGGUUCACUAUUGGAGAAACUACUGGAAUCUCGGAUCGAGCUUCGUCUUGUUUUGCUCACGUCUAGUGAAAGAGCAAAAGAUUUACUAUUCUUUGAUGUUGCUUUGGAUUCAGCAAUUAGAACAAUAAUGGAAAGCCGACUGAAACAUCUCAGCUUUGACCGGCUGCAAGAUAUCAUGUUCUACAUCUCCUUGGUACUUGAAAACUUAUGCCUCACAACUGUAAACAAUGAAGACCUCAUUUGUUGUAUAAAGGAUUGGUACCGCGUUCGUGAAUCAUAUAAAGCAAAUGAUGUACAGUGGGCAUUACAAACAAAGGCUGUUCUUGAUCGACUGCAGCUAAUACUUGCUGAUAGGUCCCUGAAUUACCAGAAAAAAAUACAGCCUAGUGCACAGUAUCUUGGUAAAUUGCUUGGUAUUGGGAAAUCAGUGAUUGAUAUGUUUACUGAAGAGUUGAUUAGGGCAGGUUCAGCCACUAUUCUGUCCACACUUGUGAAUCGCUUUGAUCCUGUUCUCAGAAAAGUUGCAAGUUUAGGAUGUUGGCAGGUUAUCAGCCCAGUGGAAGUGUGUGGUUUUGUGACCUGUGUCAAUGAGUUGAUUACAAUUCAGAACAGAGUUUACAGAAAACCAACUGUUAUUAUUGCAAAUAGAGUAAGUGGGGAAGAGGAAAUUCCUGAAGGAGUUGUUGCUGUACUAACACCUGAUAUGCCAGACAUUUUGUCUCAUGUCUCUAUUAGAGCAAGAAACAGUAAGGUAUGCUUUGCAACAUGUUUUGAUCAGAAUAUUCUCAAGAAUCUGAAGCUGAAGGAAGGAAAAGCCAUAUCAAUAAGCCUGAAGUCAAUGAAUUUGAUUAUCAGUGACAUCAGCGGCUCAAAUCUAUCACUUAAUUCCUCUAUUUGCACCUCUAUUGCUCGACCUGUAACCUUUAAAAGGAAGACUUUCUAUGGGAAAUAUGCUAUUUCAGUUGAAGAGUUCACUGCUGAGAUGGUUGGUGCUAAAUCUUGCAAUAUCAAGUUUUUAAGAAAAAAGGUACCAUCAUGGAUUAAGAUUCCAAUUUCAGUCGCCCUACCAUUUGGAACCUUUGAGGCUGUUCUGUCAGAGAAUAUUAACAAGGAUUUAGCAAACAAGAUUUCGGGUUUUUACAAAUCUGUAUUAAGCGGUGACUUUACAAAACUUCAAGCAAUACAAGGUGCUAUUCAACAAAUGAGUGCACCUUUAUCCUUGACCUGUGAACUCAAGAGCAAAAUGAGAAGUUCGAGACUACCUUGGCCUGGUGAUGAGAGUGAGGAAAGAUGGAACCAUGCUUGGAAAGCAAUAAAAAAGGUUUGGGCUUCAAAGUGGAAUGAAAGAGUACAUGUUAGUUGUAGGAAAGCUAACUUGAACCAUGAUAAUCUACGAAUGGCUGUACUUAUUCAAGAAGUCAUAUGUGGUGACUAUGCUUUUGUGAUUCACACAAAGAAUCCCCUGACAGGGGAUGCCUCAGAAAUAUAUAUUGAGAUUGUGAAGGGCCUGGGAGAAACUUUGGUGGGUGCAUAUCCAGGACGAGCUAUGAGCUUCAUUACUAAAAAGAGCAAUAUAAAUUUUCCCAUUGUUAUUAGUUAUCCGAGCAAGAAUAUAGGGCUAUACAGUAAGAAGUCCCUGAUAUUCAGAUCCGACUCAAAUGGUGAAGAUGUAGAAGCAUUUGCAGGAGCUGGGCUUUAUGACAGUGUACUCAUGGAUGAAGAGGAGAGAGUUGUAUUAAACUACUCCAGGGAUCGCAGGAUAGUUGACAAGGCUUUCCAGGUAUCUCUCUUCUCAAAAAUUGCAGAGGCAGGAAGAGUCAUGGAAGGCCUUUAUGGCUGUCCACAGGACAUUGAAGGGGUAGUAAAAGAUGGAGCCAUAUAUAUUGUUCAAGCAAGGCCGCAAGUCUAGUACUGCAGGAGACAGGUUAUAAUCUUUAAAUUUAAAUGGGAAUUAUGUACCUUCUUUAUAAUAUAAAUUCAGUCAAGAUGCUUUCUUAAACAAAUUGAAAUAUAUUAUCUUAGUAAUGAUAUUCAAAGCUAGUUAUUGUUGAAAAUAUUCUAAUCUUACUGUAUAAGAAAAUAAAAUUUACUGCUAUCUUUCUAGUGUGUUGUCCUCUUUAUUUCUUAUACUAGGUUUGGAUGUUUUUCUUUAGUAGUUUUCUUGGUGGGUUUGAAUAAUUUAGAUAUAUAUAUACAUAUAUAUACAUAAAUCUUAUGUUUCACCUAUCUUUAGUUGGUCUGAAGUUCUUACCUUAAGUUUGCAAGAAGGAACUCUGAAGGACAUGAUCUUCAACCCCUUAUCUUUCAAAAACAAUGCCCUAAAGAAAAAUGUAAGUACUUUUUUCAACUUGGAAGUUAUAACUUUUUGGAUUUACUGAAAAAGAAAGUCAAGCUUUAGUUUCUUUAGUUGAUCUCUGUGCUUAGAGUUCUAGUUUAUGAGUUGUGAUAUUAAUAUAGAUAUGUAAUUUUGAGAUUUAAGCAUACUGAUAAUAUGUAAUUUUUAUAUUUAGAAAUCAUAAUUUGCUCUACUCAUUCCUGAAAAUGAUUUCAUUUCCAUGGUAUUGAAGACUUUGACAAUAUCUAUUUUGAGUUCAGAAAAAAGAGGACUUUGACAAAAGCCCAUAUCCAAUUCUCCUCCCUUGGAAGACUUUUAUCUGUCCUGGCCUUUACUUCCUCUUCUCCAUAUUGACUGGGUGGGACUUUUCUUGCACACACGAUCCAUGUGGGGGCCUUUCAGCGGAAUAGAAAUUAUGUAAUGAUUAAUACCCCAGGAAAAUAAUAAUGGAUAAAGAAAAGUUUGAAAUUUAAUGGGGCUUUUGCUUUUAUGCAUCAAAGAAUAUUCGACCCUUUUGUCUCCCUUUUUGGUCUUCUUAUCGCACACACACACCAUUUCCUUCUUUCUGUUGAUUUGGCAAAUCCCUUGUAAUCACUUUCUGCCCUCUCUCUUGCGCCCAAACGGAGCCUGCCACUCUGUGUGGGAAAGGAUAAGCAAGGAAGAAGGACAAAAGAAAAAAAAAAAAAAAGAA